This is a messenger RNA of Gekko japonicus, 1751 nucleotides long. It is a transcript of the gene TMEM63A, whose product is annotated as transmembrane protein 63A. Lineage: Eukaryota; Metazoa; Chordata; Lepidosauria; Squamata; Gekkonidae. Gene Ontology annotation, molecular function: nucleic acid binding; calcium-activated cation channel activity. The transcript has 16 exons. Gene Ontology annotation, cellular component: plasma membrane. The record is from RefSeq and is a predicted model, not a curated record. The annotation marks the transcript as partial.
GGACACACUGAAGAGUAGUUUGGGUGAGGGCCAUACAACAUGGACGCAUGCGCGCCUCUAGGAGCCACCUGUUGCUUCGACUGUGUAGGGAGAUAAGACACAACCUGCACGGUCUCCCGUUUCCUCAGUACGACCCGCGCAGUUCGUCACUGAGCGGGCAGCUGCCUUCGUCUCAGGAGAGACAGCAUGAUUCCAUUCCUGUUUCGAGAUGUUGGACAUUCACGCCAAGUUUAUUUCUUAAAUAGAACUAACAACACCAUUGGCUCUCCAAAUGGGACAUACUGCUACAACACUGCACGUGGAAGUACUGUGCUUCAAGGUGUAACCUUCGGUGGUGUGCCUACUGUCCUGCUGCUCGAUGUAAUUUGCUUUUUGAUUUUAAUCUCGGUGUUCUCUUUUAUAAGGAAAAGAUUCUGGGAUUAUGGUCGUAUUGCACUUGUGUCGGAAACAGAAAGUGAAACAAGGUUUCACAGAUUAUCCUCAUCAGUGUCUGAUGACCUGGACCCUGACACGGGUUUUUGUUCUUGGAUAACAGCUGCCUUUCGAAUGCAUGAUGAAGAGAUCCAUGAAAAAUGUGGGGAGGAUGCCAUUCAUUAUCUCACCUUUCAGCGCCACCUCAUCUGCUUAUUGAUUGUUGUCACCAUUUUGUCUUUGUGCAUCAUACUUCCUGUCAAUUUGUCAGGUGACUUACUUGAAAAAGAUCCUUAUAGCUUUGGGAGGACUACUAUAGCCAACUUACAUACUGGAACCAAUCUUCUCUGGCUUCACACAAUGUUUGCUGUCAUCUACCUGAUUUUGACAGUCCUGUUCAUGAAACAUCACACAAACUCCAUCACGUAUAAAGAAGAAGACCUAGUAAAACACACGCUGUUCAUAAGUGGCCUUCCCAAAACUGCCACGAAAACAAACUUAGAAAAUCACUUCAUUGAAGCAUAUCCAACCUGCACUGUGAAUGAGGUCAACUUGUGUUACGAUGUAUCCAGACUUACUUAUCUGUAUAAAGAGAGAAAAAAGGCAGAGAAAAGUGUGGUUUAUUAUACACACCUUCAUGACAGAUAUGGAAAACGGUUUCUCAUAAACCCCAAACCACUUGGCCAUUUGUGCUGUUGUGAAAUCAAAGGCUGUGAAAAGGAGGAUGCUAUAGAUUACUACACCAGAAUUUCCAAUAAAUAUUUGGAAGAAUAUUUGAAAGAGGAACAGGUGGUUUAUGAUAAGCCAUUGGGAAUGGCUUUUGUAACAUUCCAGGAAAAAUCCAUGGCAACAUAUAUUCUAAAAGAUUUCAAUGCCUGUAAAUGUCAAGGUCGUAAAUGUAAAGAACUACCCCAGCCAUCAGCCUUCAGCAAAGAACUGUGUGUUUCAAACUGGCAUGUUGCAUAUGCUACCUAUCCACAAAAUAUUUGCUGGACUAAUCUCUCAAUUCAAGGGCUGAUUUGGUGGUUUCGGUGGCUUUGUAUAAAUUUGUUGCUUUUUCUUGUACUCUUUUUCUUGACCACACCUUCCAUCAUUAUUUCAACUAUGGAUAAGUUCAAUGUAACAAAGCCUAUUCAUUAUCUGCAUAACCCUGUUAUUAGCCAGUUCUUCCCUACAGUCCUCCUGUGGUCCUUUUCAGCUUUGUUACCGUCAAUAGUCUAUUUUUCAACACUGUUUGAAGCACACUGGACAAAGUCUGGUGAAAACAGAAUAAUGAUGCAUAAAAUCUACACUUUUGUGAUCUUCAUGGUGUUAAUUUUGCCUUCACUUGGUUUAACCAG